AUGCAAGGUAAGGUGGCCACUGUUUGCCGAACGGCUCAGAGCGUGUGUGUAAGAUUCGCUCCGAAAAGUGCAGAUGUCGACCACACGUCACGGGGUCCGCGUGUGACACAUAAGCUUCUCGGCUCGGAAAGAAGCGUAUGUAACAUACGCUCCGAACAGUGCAAAUCUCGACCACACGUCACGGGGCGCGCGUGCAGCGUAUGCUGAGAAGGCUACUGGGGUCUCCGUGAGGGCGGAUGUCGGCCGUGCCAAUGCGGCGCGGGCGCCGCCGCGUGCGAUCCUGUCACCGGGCAGUGUGCGUGCGCGCAGGGCGUUGGGGGCGACUCGUGCGAUAGAUGUCUUAGAGGAUACUAUGGGUUCGGAUCCAAUGGAUGUCUACCCUGCCCUCCUUGUUCUGACGGCAAGGUCUGUUCGCCCGAAAACGGGCGCUGCGUCUGUCCACCCCGAUCCAGAGGUCCCGGGUGUAAGCAAUGCGCUCCUGGUUUCUGGGCCAGGCCUGCUGGAUGCAAACGAUGCAGCUGCGGACCCGGGGCUACAUCUGACACCUGCGACCCUCUCACCGGGCAAUGCAAGUGCCGCGCCGGCUGGUCCGGGGCUUUCUGCGGCGUGUGUGCACUUGGCCACUUCGGGCCAAGAUGCAAGCCCUGCCACUGCCAUCCAGACGGGAGCGCGCAAUGCGAGAACGGAAUGUGCGGGUGUGAUGAUAACGGGCAGUGUUACUGUAAGGCUAACGUAGUGGGUAAGAAUUGCGACCAAUGCCGUCCGGGUACAUUCGGACUAUCUGCUACGCCAACUGGCUGCACAGAGUGCUUCUGCUUCGGACGAAGCGCGCACUGCACACAGGCUGGUCUCACUCGCGCAGCUCUGCAUGCGGCCGCACCAGCUCACCUUACGUUGCUUCAGGGUGACAGUAUUAAGUCAGUAGACCAAGACUCUCUAAUAGCCAUCCACACGCACUCCCUAGACUCGACGAUCACCCUCCCCUGGCCCCCAGUCCCCGUCUACAUGGAGCUGGACAAGCGGUUCCUGGGGGACCGGGUGACGUCAUACGGUGGCUUCCUCAGGUUCAGGGUCGAGGAGGAGGGCGGGGAGGGCCUGGAUGAGGACACGCUGAGGAGGUUUCCACUCGUCAGGGUGUAUGGGAGGGAUAUAGUGCUGGAUUAUUAUGAGCGCACUCCACCAAUAAACAACACACACGGCAUCCGUCUCCACGAAUCACUGUGGCGGGUGCGCGCACGCAACGACUUACAAGCAACCCGCGCUGCCCUCAUGCUGGGCCUGAGGAAGGUCGAACGAAUACUUGUUAGAGUCACCACUAGGGCGCCUAAGCACGAUGACAAUGUCCAUGCUUUACUCCUCAACGUGUCUCUAGAUACUGCGAUCCCCGGCUUCAGCCGCUCCGAGCCCGCGCUAGGCGUAGAACUCUGCUCUUGUCCUACCGGCUACUCAGCGCCAUCUUGCCAUGAGCCCGCCAUCGGCUUCUGGAUGCCUCCUGUUAAAGUGCACCUGGAUAGCGUUGCUGGGACCAUUGUUAUACGAUUGGAAGGAGAUGCGAAGCCUUGCGACUGCAAUGGACGAGCAGUUAGCUGUGAUUCUGAGACAGGAUAUUGUGUGAACUGUACUCACGGAACCGGCGGCCCGCGCUGCGACCGCUGCGCCGAGGGUCACCACGGAGCCCCGGGCGCCGCCGGCGGCUGCCAGGCUUGCCCCUGCCCCUCCAGGGCCAGGAACUUUGCGUCUGCCUGCGCCAUGCAGGGGGGAAGGCUGCAGUGCUUGUGCAAACCUGGCUACGCCGGUACUGACUGCGAGCUAUGCGCCGCCUCCUACUACCGCUUACCCGACGGCGCCUGCGCGCCCUGCGCGUGCGACGUCGCCGGCUCGCUGUCUCCCCAGUGUGACGGCCGCGGACGGUGUCGGUGUCGCGAUUUCGCGACAGGCGAUAAGUGUGAUAGGUGCAGAGGAUUAAGGCUAUGGAUGGAUGGAGGCGGUUGUAGACCUUGCGACGACUGCACAACCACCCUCCUCGACUCAAUUGACCACCUCGCCUCCUCGCUCCGCAGCGCCGACCUCACCGAGCUAAGCCGCAUACCUCAACCGUACCCCGCCGUCCGCGAGUACUCACACAACACCUCACUACUCCGCAACGCUUUGUACCAAUUCGUUAAUACCCUCGAUCAUUCUAGGAACUUAGAGAAGGAUGUUAGCAACUUGGAAGCUUCUGAGCAUAGGAUUUUUACUGAUUUACACGCUUUAAAAGAAGAUGUGUCAACAAAAGAGGAAUCUGCGAAAUCUUUAAGCUUAGAAAGCAUGAGUGGUUUAGAAGAAGUUUUAAAGCAAAGACAGAAAUUGGGAGAACAGGUAGCGGUUUUGGAUGACUUUGCGAGGGGAGAGAGGCAUUUAGGAGCGCAUAGAGCGAUUAAGGAGGCGAGGCAUUUGCUGAGGAAUAUUAAGGAUGUGAGACUGAAUGAUUAUAUUUCUGGAGCUAACGAUGUUUAUGAUGCGGCGAACGUGCAAUCUACCGCAGUACAAGAACUAAACUACAGCAUAGACGAUGCUUAUGCGCGUCUUCGUGGUCUCCAAACCGCUUUCGAAGCCUGGCACGAGAAGGCUGAAGACUUACCACGACUCGCUGAUGCCGUUUGGAUGGCAGGAGACAAGGUGGCGGCCAUGGAGAAAGAUGUUAGGCCCAGAAUGGCGGCCGCUAGGGACACUGGGCUGCGAUGCAGACUUAUUCUAGAGGACGUGCUAUCUCUCUCCAACCACACAUUCGUCGAAGACACCGGCUCUGCUCUACUCCGCGCACGCUCUCUUCUUCUCUCUCUGCCCACCUUAGCUGCAGAGUUGGACUCGCUCACUCCCGCAGCGGAGGAGAAGGAAGGCAUUCUGUACAAUUUGACGCCAGCGUAUAAGCAGAAGUAUUUGGACGCGGUGGAGAGGCAUGUGAAUCAGCUUGGAGCUAAAGCGAGGGAGUACAAGAGCCUAUUCGCUGGCACCCGCGCCCUGGCGUCGGCGGGCGUGACGGCGGCGCGCGCGUGGGCCGCGGUGGCCGCCGCCGUGCGCGCCGCCGCCGCGCACGCGCUCGGCGCCGCCCACACCGCGGCCAGCGCCGCCAAGAUGGCGCCCAUGAUGGGCUCGGCGGACCAGGCCAAGCAGGCGUCGAGCGAUCAGAAGACGAGGGCUGCUGACGUGCUGAGUAAAGCUGAAGAGCUCCGUCGUCAACUGGACCAUUUGAGAAGAGGAGCUGAUUUAGUAAGCGUAGUGCUACGUGGACUUGGCUGGCAAGAGCGGGACCUUGGAGCGAGGCCUAGCGCCCGUGUCGCACAGACUAUUGCGGCAGCUAACGAGCAAGCGGACAGAGUAUUCGCAACGACAAGAGUCCUCUACGACGAGGCAAGCGAGAUCCGACGCCGAGUACGAUAUAAUCUCAGACGACAGCUCACUGAACUGCAAAGACAUGGGGAUACCGCACUUGGAGCAGCACAGGAACAUGUAUCCCAGAUUCGCGGAAACAUGCUUCGUGGAAGCGAAGCAGCAGAAGCCCUAGCAGCAGCCGCAGCGGCGCGAGCGAAAGAGCACGAGAGAGCCGCCGGUCUUGUGAGACCUAGACUGCAGGAGUUACAGGACAAGAUAGCUAGAGCCAAACAUGCUGCGGAUUCGAUCACAGUAUCAGUGACAUCCUUUCCCGGCGGCAUUGGCUGCUCGCGCGCCUUUGCAGCACCAGCGACGUCUCCUGCUGUCUCACGCGUGUCUAUAGCCGUCUCUUUCGACGGCGCCGUACGUGAUGGGCCGCUACUACAGAUGACAGAUGAGAGCAAGGACACCCCAAGCUACAUGAGGCUCUCAGUGCAGAAACAGAAAUUCCAGCUCACCUGGGACUUGGGCGAUGGAGAGGGUAUCGUCACACACCCGGAGGUCUUAGAGCAUAUACACGAUGAUGCAGACCAUAACACUUAUACGGUGGAUAUUGAGAGGGUAUGGAACACCGUCCGCCUAACAGUUGAGCGUGCCGGCAAACCCUCCACCACCGUCUCCAAUUCGACCCUUGGUUCGUCAGUCUCUCUCCACGCUACUCGCCUGUGGCUGGGCGGGGGCGGGGGCGGGGGCGGGGGCGGGGGGCUGCCGGGCUGCGUGCACGCGCUGUACUGCGACGAGAGGCGGGUGGGGCUGUGGAACUUUGUAGAACAGCGUAAAGACGCACAAUGCACGGGGUGUACGCAAAGAUGGUACAACCCAGCCCGCGGCAGCGAGCCCUCCCUAGCGUGGUUCAACGGCGAAGGUUACGCCGAGCUCAAACGCUCUGGCUUUCGACCUUCGGAUCGACGGUAUUUCAGCGUGGCUUUCACUGUGAGGACACGGGAUCAAGAUGCUUUAUUGUUUAUGGCGGUCGACGUUGCCAACAACCGCUCCAUCUCCGUCCGCAUGUCAUCCUGCCGUGUCGUCUUCAUAGUACAAUACUCCGACGCCCGGCUGGAAAUUGCAGCCCGCGGCCGCCAUUGCCACGGCCGGGCCGUUCACGUGCAAGCUGCGAGAGUCUUCGCUAGCAAUAAGCUGGAGAAAGGCAGCCUGCGUGUGAACGGGGAGGAGACGCUGGGGUCGCCGGCGCCGCCCGUGCAGGCCGCGGCCGCGCUGCCGGACCUGGGCGCCGCCGCCUACUGGCUGGGCGGCGCGCCGCCCGGCCGCCGCCCGCCCGCGCCGCCGCUGCUGGGCUGUCUGGGGGCGCUGUCCGUGGACAGGGAGGGCUACGAUGUGCUGGACACGCCUACGAGAAAUGGCGUGGAAGCAAGGUGUAUGGAUAGAACCCUUCGCACGGCGACAUUAGAAGGCUCCGGCUACGUGGAGCUCCCGUCCCCCAUCCUCCGCCGCAAGGCAGCCCUAGGGCUCACGUUCCGCGCGCGCGGCGACGGCCUGCUGCUGUACAGGGCUCCGUCCACGCUCAGCGAGAACGAGGUGGAUGACGAGGAUGGCGACGACAAGCAUUACCUCAGGCUCGUGCUGGUUGACGGUGAGUUGGAGCUGACCGCAGCGGCAGGCAAAGCAGAGCUACAACUGCGCACGAACGGGACGCGUUUCGACGACGAUAAUAGACACUCCGUCAGAAUCGUGAGGGCUCAUAAACAGCUUGAGCUAUGGGUAGACGAAGAUCGCCUGGCAAUGGGAACGCUAGCUGGCAACGCGUUGCCAGCUCGCAACAAGGGCUUGUACAUCGGAGGCAUGCCAGCGACGCAAGAUGGUCCAACGUAUAAGGGCUUCAGUGGAACUGUUGCAGAUCUGAUCGUGGACUCCAGUGUAAUCGGGUUCGAGACAGCGGUGAACUGGAGCGCGGCCACGCUGGGCCGGCGCCCGCCGCCGCGCGCCGCGCGCCGCGCCGAGCCGCGCGCGCUGCAGGCGCCGCCCGCCCGGAGCGCCGACUGCACCAAGACGGCAUCCUACACGGUAGAAGCCGGGGCAGUGAAGUUUGGCGACUCGCCCGGCAGCCAUGCGACAUUGCGACUACCACCUAGAGUGAAAGAGCUCACGUUGUCGCUAAACUUCAGAACGUUUGCUCCUGACGGUCUUCUGCUACUAGCGCCGGGUACGAAAACGAAACCGAAGCACUAUAUGGCACUAUUAGUGCGCGAGAGCAAACUGCGAUUGUACGUGCGCGGGCGACGGCGGAAGGAACUCUCUCUAGCCGCUUCUGUGUCUGAUGGAGAAUGGCGUGAGGUAAAUAUUGUAGUUUUUAUAAGGCCUAUACUCCACCAAUUUACAUAUCUAAUACAGUUAAUGUUGGGAGCCCUAUUCCAUUGUACGUUAUCACGAGGAGGACGAUGUGUAAUCUCCUCAUACUAUUGUGUUUUCCGGUUGCCUCAUUUCUUAUUAUUCCCUUGCCCAGGCCCAGUAACAUGCGACAGUGCUAUCUCAUUUACUCCGAUACAAAUAGACAGUGUGCGCGCUUUAGGUAUUGACAGCCUCUUAAGUUGUUAUUUACAUUGUCAGGUGACAGUCCGCAUCUCCCGUAAUCGCGUGGUGCUGUCGAGCGGCGGCGCGGCCAGCGCGGCGCACGCGCCGGCCGCCGCGCGCGCGCCGCGCCUGUACGCGGGCGGCCUGCCGCAGCCGCUCGACAACAUACCCAACUCGAUUCUCCGAGUAGGCGGAUUUCUGGGUUGCAUCCGACGUGUGGUUGUGAACGACCGUGCCGAGGACCUGGUGCGGAACGCCGCUGCUCACCAUAGAGUAGGACAGUGCUUUCCCAAUGUUGAAAGAGGCGCUUACUUUGGAGGUGACGGGUACGCAUUGUGGUCAAGCGCGUGGCGGCCGGGCGAGAGCGGCGCGGAGGCGGCCGAGAUGCGGCUGCGGUUCCGUAGCGCUGAGCCGGCCGGGCUGCUGCUCGCCGCCACUAACCUCGUGCUCGAGCUGAAAGAUGGCGCUGUAAUCCUAACCCGAACCGGCACAACCACUUCGCGAGCCGAAACCCGCGGGCCGGGCAACAGGGCGCUGUGCGACAACGCGUGGCACUCGGUCCUCGCCCGUGUGUCGCGCGCGCACGUGUCGUUGUCGCUCGACGGCGGCCCGGAGGUACGGGACGGGGACGCCACGCUGGUGGAUGAGGAGAGCGCGCCGGCUGCGCCGUUGUAUGUGGGAGGGUUGCCAGAAGGCUCCACAGACGGCGUGGACGCUCAAAACUUCAAAGGCUGCAUAGACGACGUCAGCAUCGGCGGCCAGAGGCGCAAGUGGAAAGACAUGGAGACACUACAUAAUGUACUGUUAGAUUCUUGUCCCGUUACGCAGUGAACCUUAAUGUGGAGGGAUAAAGUUCGGAUUCGUUCAACUAAAAAUUAGAAGCACUGCACAGUCGCCAUCAGAAAUAUCUAAACGGCUGAGGUGCUCAAAAAUACCUAAACACGCGCUCUAACGCCUUGACAAUAGAGGCGUGUUCAGAUGUUUGUGCGCGCCUCGGCCGCUCGGAUAUAUCUGAUGGCGACUGUACAACACGCUUGAUUCUUGCCCCGUUACGCAAUGAACCUUGAUGUGGAAGGUUCGGUGUUAUUUGAGCAUGAACUGGCUCUAAAAACAAACUUAAUGCUUAUAAAUAAGGUUGAUUUUUAUCUGUGGUUUAUACAUGUAGGCAUUAAACCAUGUGUCUUCUGCUCUGUUACAAAGUGAACUUUAGUGUGGAAGGAAUAAGGAUCAAAUUCGUUCUAUCAAAAUGUAGCCCUGCAGAAAAGGUUGAUUUUCGCCUAACCUGACAUAGAUACAAUGAGUACUCGUCACAAAACAAGAGAGGCAAAUAUGUUUCAAGUGCGAGUGGGACUGGGAUAGAAAUAGCCGAGUACGUUAUACUUUUGGUUUUACUGUACUUGUAUGUAAGGCUGACUCUUGCCUGUAGUUUAAAUGUGAAAACAUUAUACAUCGUGCUGUGAGUGUUGCCCAAUAUACAGUGUGUGGGCUUGUUUACUGAAGAAAUGUGCCUUACUAAAUAUACUAUACCUGACGCGUCGAAUGAUGAUCUCUAACACAGUUCUACCAUGUCAUUUUUGGAUAGGCUUGAUCUAAAAAAGAAUUAAAGUAUAUGUUUUUACCGUAUUUUAAACCCUUAACCCUUUGAACGCUUUAAGUCAUAAACACAAAUAUCCCGGGCCAAGGUCCCGAGCGCAAGGGAGCUAAUCGAAAGCGUAAAGGUUACUUUGACAGCGUCCGCCAUAACACCUAUAGUUGUCCUUGGCGCUGUGGGCACGACUAAUAGCGACGCCAUUAGAUGUUGGCGAUCAAAAGGUUAAGUAAAUAUUACUUAACUGACAUGGGAUCGGAUCAUCAUUGGAAACGCGAGAUGUAUGAAAUGUGCCAUAAGUUACAGUACUUUAACAAAUGAUAAAAUUAGCGUCGGAAAGCCUAGCUAUAAGACUAGUAUGAUUUCUUGUUUUAGAGGAUAUUUAAGAACAAAAUGCCAUAUUUUUAUACCUGUUAAAUAUAGCUCAAUAAAGUAUGAUAUGGACACUACAGAGGGCGUUUUGGGUGAAGGAUUCCAUUGACGGGUGGAUGUCUACAUAUGUGUAGUCUAUUUUCUUUCCUGCUGUGUCAUUAUCAUUAUUUUAGCUUCCAGUCGCCCACUGCUGAGCUAGGCAACUUUUCGUGUACGCCACUUAUCCCGGUCCUGGGCUAGUCUCAUCCAGAAGUACCCUGCGUUUUUUCGAAUGUCAUCUACCCAAAGAGCCAACUGGGGCCAGGCGCUUCUUUCAUCCGAAAGCGGCCACACAUCUGUACUGUGCUCUAUAUAUGACACGCACACUCACAUGUACCCUAUACACGGUGCCCGCGAGGAAACGGAAUUAUUUUAACAGUAUAUUCCGGAUCGUAUUUAGAAACAAAAAUGUAAUAUAAACUUUUUUUUUAUUCGCCUACUUUCAGAGUUAAUACUAAGUAAUUAAAAAAAAAAAGUUUUUAUAAAUUGUGUUUCAGUG
Molecule: messenger RNA, 8438 nt
Organism: Cydia pomonella (codling moth)
Lineage: Eukaryota; Metazoa; Arthropoda; Insecta; Lepidoptera; Tortricidae
Product: laminin subunit alpha-2
Exons: 38
Source: RefSeq, a predicted model, not a curated record